Messenger RNA from Staurois parvus, 338 nucleotides. NCBI's taxonomy places the organism in Eukaryota, Metazoa, Chordata, Amphibia, Anura, Ranidae. The record is from the annotation of a GenBank genome assembly.
AUGGGGCCCCCGGGCAAUAGGGGAUCAUGGGGCCCCUGUGUCCUUGCCCAAACUCAAGAAAGCCUAUGAAAAAGUGUGAAAGUAUCCUAAAGUAGCCGAUCAGACAGAUCUAAGUCUGAUCAGUUGCUUUGGAGGCCAGAGGGGAGGUCUGAUGUGUAAUCAGGGGCGGACUGACAACUCAUGGGGCCCCCGGGCAAUAGGGGAUCAUGGGGCCCCUGUGUCCUUGCCCAAACUCAAAAAAGCCUAUGAAAAAGGCACCAGGGGCAUCUCAUGGGGCCCCCUACUGACCCCGGGCCCUUAGGCAGUGCCCGAGUUUCCAAAUGGUCAGUCCGCUCCUG